AAUUAUUUUGAAAGUCGCUGCCCGCCACAGGCAAAUCAAUCGUACCACUUGGGGAGAAUUUUCUCAGCUCGUGAGCUGUGCCGAAGAUGAAGCUCACAAAUCACUCCGGUGUCCCCGUCUAUACGAUUGCCGGUUCGUCAACCGCGCGACCGCUGCCAGAGUGGUUGCAAAGGAAGCGCAAGAGGAGUCUGAAGACGGAUCCCGAGUUUGCCAAUCGAGUUGAGCUGCUUCAAGACUUUGAAUUUGAGGAGGCUAGCUCAUGCAUUCGUGUCAGUGAGGAUGGAGAGUGGGUUAUGAGUACUGGCACAUACAAGCCACAGAUCCAUACACAUUAUCUCCCUCACCUCUCGCUCUCCUUUACUCGUCAUACAAAUACACUCAAUCAAACCUUCCUCUUACUUUCCUCGGAUUAUUCGAAAUCCCUUCAUCUCCAAACCGACCGAUUCCUCGAAUUCCACACUCCUGGGGGCUGUCACUAUGCCACAAGAAUUCCAAGAUACGGUCGAGACCUGAUAUACGACAAGCGCUCUGCAGAGGCGCUAGUGCCAUCAGUCGGUGUCAAUGCGGACGGAAAUGGCGAGGUUUUCCGGUUAAAUCUUGAGCAAGGUCGUUUCAUGAAGGGCUAUGAACUCGAUGUUGGCGGCGACGAUUUCACUUCAAGUGGCGGUGGUGCGCUUCAGGGAGGUAUCAAUACAGGCAGCGUCAACACAGGUGCGAUUGCGGAGGAGAGCCAUAAUCUUCUUGCGUUCGGAACUUCGCUCGGUACCGUAGAAUUCUGGGAUUCUCGAUCAAGAGCAAGAGUUGGGAUUCUGGGGGCUCCGCCGCAGCCUGAAAUCUCGUUCGAAGGACGAAAUGAAAUCACAGCCCUUGAAUUUGAUCGCUCUGGUCUAAAUCUUGCAAGCGGGUCUUCAAACGGCCUGAUAUAUCUUUACGAUCUUCGUUCUCCAGUGCCGCUUUUGAAGAAGGACCAGGGUUAUGGCUACCCUAUUCAAACACUCAAGUUCCUUGCCUCCAGCACAGCUACUCGAGCUCAGACAAGCGAGCCCAAGAUCCUGUCCUCGGAUAAGCGGAUCAUCAAGAUAUGGGAUGCCCGGAACGGUGACCCUUGGACAUCUGUGGAACCGGCUGUUGACCUUCAUCACGUGGAGUGGUGCAAAGAUAGCGGCAUGUUGUUGACUGCGAACGAAGGUCGGCAACAACAUGCCUUCUUCAUCCCUCAACUCGGUCCCGCUCCCAAGUGGUGCGCCUUCUUAGAUAACCUCGUUGAGGAAAUGGCUGAGGAUCCAAACGACCCGAAUGCCUACAAUGGCCAGACCGCUGGCGAGGUCUACGACAAUUACAAGUUCUUGACUGUUCCUCAGCUGAAGUCCCUCAAUCUGGACCAUCUUGUUGGCACGACAAAUCUCCUCCGGCCGUAUAUGCAUGGUUACUUUGUUGCUCAGAGACUGUACGAGGAGGCAAGACUGAUCUCUCAGCCAGAGUCGUGGGAACAACAGCGCGCCAAAAGUAUCCAGGAAAAGAUCAACCGCGAACGCGAAUCCCGUAUCCGCGGCUCUAAGAAGGUUUCGGUCAAGGUCAACCGUAAACUUGCCGAGAAGAUGUUGGAGCGACAGGAGAAGGAAGAGCGGAGACGUGCCCGACACCUUAUUGAGAAGGGCCAGGAGCGUGCUGCUCCCGCCGACCAGGCUAUGGAUGUGGAUAAUGCUGAGGACAGAGAGAGCGAUAAGGAAGGUGGCGAAGAAGGCCUGCUUACCGAUUCUCGUUUCUCCAACCUGUUCAAGGAUGAGGAUUUCGCUGUGGACGAGACUUCGCACGAAUUCCGUGCUCUCAACCCAAGCACCAAGGUUGAGGCGGCUCCUCCUAAGCGUGGUCUGACCGCUGUCGAGGAGGAAGAACUCGACGAGCGCAGGGCUAACAGUUCGUCUGAGGAUGAUGACGAUGAGUCUAGCAGCGAAGAAGAGCGACCUCAGCAAAAAUCGAGAAGAGACGACAGAAUAUCAACGGCGUCCUACAAGAAGGCCGGCCAACGACCGGCGCAGCCACAGAUGCAGGUCUCAUCAUCAUCUCGCAAGCCCCAAGAGAGGCGAGACAGGUCUUUUGGUUCUCGCAACAUGAAGGAGGGCGGCCGGGAAAGACGUGGCAGAGGCGGCGCCCGUGGUGCUGGCGUGGUUGGUGAAAAGCAAAUCACCUUUGCACCGGAGCCUAAAGGCAAACCGCAGAGAGCGAACCGAGAGGCUUUUGACCAUGGCCGAACAAAGGCCCGUGGACCGGAUAGCCGUCGGAGUGCAAGCGGCAAUGUGUUCAGGCGAAUGUAAUAGCAUAGCAUCGAGGCGUUUCGGUAUUCGGUGGUUCGGCUUGGUUGUCAUUGAUCCAAAAGUUUGGCAGUUUCAUAGGUGUAUAGUUUGAAGCUUUUCUUUCAUUUGACGUUGAGCUAGAUGCAAAGGUCUAAACGUUAUAUAUAGAUCACUUGCAUAUUUCUUAACUUCCGUUUGGUUACUCGAUGCAAAAUGUCUAUGAACCGAACUGUCCAUCUCCUUCCAUGGCGCUAACAAGCAUCAUCUGCGGCUGCGAGCUCAAGCAGCUAGAAAUGUCACAUCGUUAGUAGGAGGCCGGUACUAUGCCCAGUCUGCCGCCAUCCGUAACUAAAACGUUUCCAUUGCAAUAGGCCCCAGCUCUUGAAGUUAGAAACAAGACAACGCCCGCCAUAUCCUCCUCGUAGCCAGAUCUUUGUGCCGGGAAUGCCGAACGGGGGAACUGGGUGUUCAUAACAGCGUCCAUGGAACCGAACAUGGCCGCAGUGAUAUCAGACGGGUA
Molecule: messenger RNA, 2814 nt
Organism: Xylona heveae TC161
Lineage: Eukaryota; Fungi; Ascomycota; Xylonomycetes; Xylonales; Xylonaceae
Product: WD domain-containing protein
Exons: 2
Coding region: 87-2315 (742 amino acids)
Biological process (GO): maturation of SSU-rRNA from tricistronic rRNA transcript (SSU-rRNA, 5.8S rRNA, LSU-rRNA)
Cellular component (GO): nucleus; small-subunit processome; nucleolus
Molecular function (GO): protein binding
Source: RefSeq, a predicted model, not a curated record